Xyrauchen texanus (razorback sucker) is the source of this 735-nucleotide messenger RNA. Its product is annotated as long-chain-fatty-acid--CoA ligase 5-like. Gene Ontology annotation, cellular component: membrane; endoplasmic reticulum. The annotation marks the transcript as partial. Gene Ontology annotation, molecular function: arachidonate-CoA ligase activity. The transcript has 8 exons. Lineage: Eukaryota; Metazoa; Chordata; Actinopteri; Cypriniformes; Catostomidae. Gene Ontology annotation, biological process: long-chain fatty-acyl-CoA biosynthetic process; very long-chain fatty acid metabolic process; long-chain fatty acid metabolic process. The record is from RefSeq and is a predicted model, not a curated record.
AUAAUGGUCCCUGUUUGGGGUCGAGGAAACCAAAUCAGCCAUAUGAAUGGCUUUCUUAUUCAGAGGUGAUUGAGCAAGCGCAGUUUUUGGGUUCGGCAUUUCUUCACAAAGGACACUCCAAAAGUGGAGAUCCCUACAUCGGCAUCUUCUCUCAGAACAGGCCGGAGUGGACAAUUUCAGAGUUGGCCUGCUACACCUAUUCUCUGAUAGCAGUUCCUCUGUACGACACCUUGGGCAUGGAGGCAAUAAGUUACAUCAUCGACAAAACAUGUAUCUCUACAGUCAUAUGUGACGUGCCAGAGAAAGCCAGACUGCUGUUAGAUUGUGUUUCUGGCCAAGAGCACACCGUAAAAACCCUGAUCCUGAUCAAAGAGUUUGACGCUGAUCUAGUGAGCAGAGGACAGCAGUGCGGCAUCGACAUCAUCAGUUUGCGAGACGCAGAGACUAUCGGCAAGACUCAUCGACAACCGCCUGCGCCUCCUAAGCCAGAUGACUUGGCAUUGAUUUGUUUCACAAGUGGAACCACGGGAAACCCUAAAGGAGCAAUGCUAACUCAUAAAAACAUUGUGUCCAAUACAGCUGCCUUCCUCAAAGUCACACAGAGCAGUUGCCCCCUUGACCCUCAGGACACACACAUCUCUUACCUGCCACUGGCACACAUGUUUGAGAGAGUCGUACAGGUAUGUGCAAGGAUUGCUUUGAUUUUAUGAUUUGCCAUUUUUGGGAAAAACAUUU